This is a messenger RNA of Protopolystoma xenopodis, 510 nucleotides long. NCBI's taxonomy places the organism in Eukaryota, Metazoa, Platyhelminthes, Monogenea, Polystomatidea, Polystomatidae. The record is from the annotation of a GenBank genome assembly.
AUGCUUUCCGCUAUUUUACAUUCUCUUCAUCUGGAAAAUCUCGCAUACUUCAGCAAUGACUCAAAAAUCAGUGGCGUUUCGAGCCAACCGAGUGACGGUCCUGAUGGAAUUUCACCCGGAGUUAACCGGCUGCAACCAAGUUCAAGUCAAGCUCGUAUGCUGCAGCUACAGCAGCACCAACAGCACCAGCACGCCCUGGCCGUGGCUUACCAGGCACGUCUACAGGCUGAAUUUGAACAGCAUCACCAACAACAGCAGCAGCAACAACAGCAGCAACAACAGUUGCAGGCACAGGCAAGAGCAGCUGCUGCCCAUGCUGCGGCAGCUGCGGUUGCGGUUGCUCAGCAGCAACAGCAUUAUCAGCAAGCUCAGCGUCAGCAACAACAAAAUGCAUAUCAACAUCAUAUGCUUCAGCAACACCAACAUAAAUUGCAGCAAAUGAAGGCAGUCGCAGCAUUGGCAUCUCCUAACGCAGGUGGACAUUAUCUUGGUAUGUCUGCUCGACUUUAA